Molecule: messenger RNA, 732 nt
Organism: Trichobilharzia regenti
Lineage: Eukaryota; Metazoa; Platyhelminthes; Trematoda; Strigeidida; Schistosomatidae
Source: the annotation of a GenBank genome assembly
AGCCGCGGUUCAAAUAUUUCAAUGUCCAAUCAAGAAGAUAAUUUAAACAAUACAGUGAAUAUCCUUAAAGAUGACGAUGAUGAUAUUGACAAUGUUGAUGACGGUGAUGGUGGUAAAGUAUCACCUCCUGAUAGUUCUGAUGAAAAUUCAGUUGUGAAAUUACAAACUAAUAAUAGUAAUAAUAAUAAUAAUAACAAUGACAACCAAGAGGAGAAAAAUCCAAAUCAACCAAAAGCUACAAAAGACGAUAAAGAUAAAGACAAGAUCACCGAAAAAACAUCAACAAAAAAAUCAAUGAGUGAGGAGAGAUCAUCAACACGUCAAAAGAAUGCAUCAGAGAGUAAUCAAGAUGCUAAAGAUUCUCCAGAGAAUAGAGAGGGUGAAGGUGAGGGUGACGAGGAUGAUAGUCAAAAUGAUGCUAUCAAACCAAAUGAACAACCGAAAAAAAUUAUUGAUCCUGAAUUUUAUUAUGAAAUUAAUGAAUUCAUAGCAGGUCCAAUGAUUUCAGAAGAUUCUGGUAUACCAGACAAUCUGUUGACUAUAUACCAUCAAUUCGGGAUGGAUGCAUCACGUAGAGAGAAUCUACAAUUGCUUGAGAAUAGCGUACUUUGUCAUAUCUUUGGUAAUUAUUUACAAAUUAUGAAUACAGAGACACGGGAAAAAAUCCUCUUGCGUUCAAUAAGUGGUGUUGGCAUAGGUGCAUUUUCAGUCCACCACAGCACAAUUAUAUAG